This is a messenger RNA of Camellia sinensis, 936 nucleotides long. NCBI's taxonomy places the organism in Eukaryota, Viridiplantae, Streptophyta, Magnoliopsida, Ericales, Theaceae. The record is from RefSeq and is a predicted model, not a curated record.
CGGAGCCAAUCAACAAAUAUCUCUUAACGCUUCUCUCUCUCUCUCUCUCUCUCUCUCUCUCAUCCAUCUUCUGUUUCAUCUGCCUUUGCGCACUUUUGGGAGAGGAGGGUCUCUCUCUCUAUCUCACUUCUUUAUCAGACGAACCAACCCUCAAUUUCUUAUUUGCACUCAUGGUUCUUCUGAUGCCUCACCUGAAAUCUUCAUUUGUUGUGUGAACUUUUCUCUGUUAAGGUUCUAUGAUAAUGGGUAGAGGUAGGGGAAAGGGAAAAAAGUUUUCAGCUGCUAAUCAUGAAGAUGCUGGAAGCGGUGAAGAAGAAAAAAUUCCGGUACAGAAGAAAAGGGGAAGGCCACAAAAACCAUUGAAGGAUGAGAUUGACGAAGAAGAAUUUGAAAAAGUUGAAGAGGAAGACAGUGAGAAUACAAAAAAUGGUGUCUUGAGCAAAGAGACGAAAAGUUCAGUAGCAGCAGAGAAUGGAAAGAAGAGGAAGCGGAAUUUGCAGGCAAAAGAGAAGCCAGAUUCAAUCAAAGUGGAAAAUGGUGUUGGAACGAGAUCAAGCACUGAUGACUCGACAAAGUCCAAUGGUUUUCGUCAUAAUGGAAGCAGGCGGAAAAGUAAGCCUCGCCGAGCAGCCGAAGCAGGUGUUGAGUGCAAGUAAUAUGAUUGAUGGCUAGCAUUUGCAGUUGAUUUCGUCCUUUUUGCGUGUUGGACAAAUCAUGGGAUGAGUGAAGCGCCUAGUGAAUCUCUAGUUUCGUUUUGUUGUUUCGUUGUUGCUCCUCGUUUUGGUAAUUCCUUUUUUUGAAUUCCUUCUUGAUUUUAGUUGGAAGGUCUGGAAAUGAUCAUACUGGUUGCAGUCUUCCUUGAUCUAUUAUAUUUGAUACUUUCACUAGUCUCUUGUAUUAAAUUUUUUACAUGCCAUGCUUAUGCAGUUUCUUUAA